Puntigrus tetrazona (Sumatra barb) is the source of this 2653-nucleotide messenger RNA. RefSeq names its product arylsulfatase B-like. The record is from RefSeq and is a predicted model, not a curated record. NCBI's taxonomy places the organism in Eukaryota, Metazoa, Chordata, Actinopteri, Cypriniformes, Cyprinidae.
GAACGUAAACGUUGCGAAAUUAAUAUUCAUGAGCCGAGGCUCCUCAGGUGUUCUGAUUCUGCAGCCUCCCGCCGGAAGUGUGUUAGUUUGAGUUAGUUGGUGGACUGCAGAUGCGCUUCCCUUCAGCGCGCGACGGGAAUCGGUUCAGAUGAAUCGGCUCUUCCGUGUCUGACACAGAAUGAGGAAACUCUGCGCGCUGUGUGUUCUGCUCGUCUCUGUCGCCCGUGUCGCGACCAAGCCGCCGAAUAUCGUGCUGGUUCUGGCGGAUGAUUUGGGCUGGAAUGAUGUGGGCUAUCACGGCUCCGAGAUUCGGACUCCUCAUCUGGACCGGCUGUCCGAGCUCGGGGUUCGGCUGGACAACUACUACGUCCAGCCGCUGUGCACUCCGUCCAGGAACCAGCUGAUGACCGGCCGCUAUCAGAUCCACACGGGUCUGCAGCACCAGAUCAUCUGGCCGUGUCAGCCGUACUGUGUUCCUCUGGACGAGACGCUGCUGCCCGAGCUGCUGUUGGACGCUGGCUAUCACACACACAUGGUGGGCAAGUGGCACCUGGGCAUGUUUAGAAGAGACUGUCUGCCCACACACAGAGGAUUCCACAGCUUCUUUGGGUACCUGACCGGUUCAGAGGAUUACUUCACUCAUCAGAGAUGUAGUUUUAUCACUCCUCUGAACGUGACGCGCUGUGCUCUGGACCUGCGGGACGGUGAGGACGUGGCUGAGAACUACACUGGACUCUACUCCACUGAACUCUUCACACAGAGAGCCACGGACAUCAUCACACGACACACACCUGAGAAACCGUUGUUUCUGUAUGUGGCGCUGCAGGCGGUUCACAGCCCCCUUCAGGUCCCCGAGCGCUACGACCCCUACAGCUUCAUCAAGGACGAUCAUCGGAGGAAGUACGCUGGUAUGGUGUCGGCCAUGGACGAGGCGGUGGGGAACAUCAGCCGAGCGCUGCAGGACUCGGGCCUCUGGGACAACACCGUCUUCAUCUUCUCCACAGAUAACGGCGGUCAGACGCUGACGGGAGGAAACAACUGGCCUCUGCGUGGCAGGAAGUGGACGCUCUGGGAGGGCGGAGUCAGGGGCGUGGCCUUCGUGAGCGGGCCUCUGAUAGAGCAGCCUGGAGCUGUCAGUCGAGAGCUCAUCCACGUCUCUGAUUGGCUGCCUACGAUCGUGGGCCUGGCCGGCGCGUCGACCAACCGCACCAAACCUCUGGACGGGUUCAACGUGUGGCCCACCAUCAGUCGUGGUCAGGCAUCUCCUCGAGUCGAGCUCCUGCACAACAUUGACCCUCUGUAUGUGGACACUUCUCCAUGUCCUGGAGACAUGGCGUCUGGGGAGUUUCUGGAGGAGUCUUUGCGCUCGUCUCAGCCCGCUGCUCUCGGCUCUCGCUCUGAGUUUAACAUCUCGGUUCACGCCGCCAUCCGCUACAAGAACUGGAAGCUUCUCACGGGUUACCCAGGUUGUCCUCUGUGGUUCCCGGUCCCUGGGGGCCGAGCGCUGCAGGACCCAGAGCCACUGAAGCAGGUGAUGCUGUUUGAUGUGGAGAAGGAUCCCGAGGAGCGUGAGGAGGUGUCUCAUCGGCGUCCGGAGCUGGUGUCCUUCCUGCUCAGACGUCUUCAGCAGCUCCAGAAGCAGGCCGUGCCCAUUGUCUUCCCCCCCGACGACCCCCGCUGUGACCCCAAACGCACCGGGGCCUGGGGCCCCUGGCAGUGACCAAGACGAGGAUGAAGACCGAGACCUUCAUGACGUUUAUGAAUGUUUUUAUCUGCUUUGGAUUCUGUGUGUGUGUGAGAGACAUAAAGUAAAAGAGUGUGUGUGUGUGUGUGUGUGUGUGUGUGUGUGUGUGUGUGUGUGUGUGUGUACAGCUUUAACAUCAGGAAACUGAAUCAUCAAAAAGUUUUAGAUUUUUAUAAGUGUUUUGUCUACAAUAAAAUGCAAAUGUCAGAAUAUGAAUCAUUCUUUCCUACCCUGGCCAAAACGAGAUAUAAAAUAUAAAUCUUUAUAACAGCCCUAUAUCUCCAGGAAAAUAUCUCACGAGACUGAGAUGAUCAAGUGUAUAAUGAACGAGAGCUGAAGAAACUGUCUCCUCAGAAGAUGUGAGAUGGUUUGGAGGAACAGUGAAAGUAAAAGACCUUUAGCUCAGAGUUAGUUUCUUCAUCAGAUCUGGAGAAAUGUUUCAGUAAUGGAUGUGAAUGGGUGCCGUCAGAAUAAUCCACAGUCCAUCAGUCAACAUCUAGAGAAGACAGAAGAUGAAUACUAAGAUGACACAUUUCUCCAAGAAACAAACUGAUCCUGGAUGAUCUGAGGGUGAAGAGAUUCUCAGCAGAAUGAUUUUUCUGGUCAGUCCAGUGACAUCACUUCUGGUCACUUCAUCCGUCUGAAGUGUGUUUGUGCUUCAGAGACGGAGGACAGAUUGAAAAACCAUUAAAGAGGAGGAGACAGACUUUUCCAGAGACGGCACAGAACUGCAGCUCACUUCCUGUAAUCAGACCCUCCCCCUCCUCUGAACUUCCUGUGCCUGUGGAAUGGUGCUCUGUGAUUGGCUGGAGCACAAGUUCCUCUGUUUCUUCCUGAGCCUUAAUGUUUAAAGCAAGAACUAUUCUCUUUCAGUGAUUUUCAGAAAAUAAUAAUACAGUUUUCCUUUUA